Molecule: messenger RNA, 3578 nt
Organism: Homalodisca vitripennis (glassy-winged sharpshooter)
Lineage: Eukaryota; Metazoa; Arthropoda; Insecta; Hemiptera; Cicadellidae
Product: meiosis-specific coiled-coil domain-containing protein MEIOC-like
Exons: 11
Coding region: 113-1882 (589 amino acids)
Biological process (GO): female meiosis I; male meiosis I; mRNA stabilization
Cellular component (GO): cytoplasm; nucleus
Source: RefSeq, a predicted model, not a curated record
AUCAGUGAUCAGAGUCGAGAUAGAGAAGAGAGUAGGAAAAGCAAUAAGAAGAAAGAGGUAAAGAGGAAUUUAAAGUGGGUCUGGCUGGACUGGAUUGAAUCGGCUCAAUCAAAUGGCGCUUUCUGAAGUUUAUGGUGUAGAAAAUUUACUUGGAAGAAACAAUAUAUCUUUUCGGCCGGCUGACAAUGAACAAGAAAGACAAACAAUGGACAGUUACUCACCAUGGUCCUACCAGUUCCCACACAUGGACAUCUUUCAGAAUGGACAGUCACAUGCAGAAAGCACAGAAACAGCAUCUCAGUCCUCAGUCAUGAAUGAUUUGGUAUCUAAACUGCUAGAAGAUGAUUGCUGUGUACAGAGUAAUAACAUAUCCCGACCCAUCAAUGGAGAUAGCUUCUCUUCCAUGAACAACAUUGGUAGCUGGGUCCCUCCACCCACCAACAAGCCCCCUCCUCCUCUGCCGCAGUCGUCUUCGUUUCUGGACUAUGGAAUGAGUCUUCUCAAUAUCGAAACCCAACCUCAAGUACACACAAAUGGUUUCCAUCUGGGUGACGAUCUCAAGGAACCGAGCUCUGUCAGUCCAUUCAUCAACAACAUGUUCACGUCUGGCUCGGCUGACCUUGACUCAGUAAGUUCAUUGUUCGACAGUGAAUUACCCAACGAACAACAAAUGUAUAACUAUGUUCAGAACAAAAUGAGUGUCAAUCUAGAAUCCUUGCUGAAUGAUUCGGUCCCAGUUCCAACAACUAACAAGGUGGAAGAGUCCUCACCAUUAAAUUUGAUUGAGAAUAAUUACAUCAGUGGACCAGAAAACAGUUUUAUUAAGAUGCCAUUGUUAGAAAAUGGCUACACCAAAGUACCGGAAAAUAGUUUUCAACGAAUGGAAGUCCUAGACAAUAAUUUUGGUAAAAACUUACCAGAAGCCAGGUUUAACAAAAGUGUAGCGGACAUGUUUAACAAAGGACUUGGACCUGAGAAGAAUUACAAGGGCCUUGAUUUGAUGAACGAACCAAUGUUAAAAUCUCCCAACGUUGAUCUGUUCACACCCCCUCCCAAUAAAUAUUCCCCAAUCGGGUUCCCUCGUAACAGAAUGUUACCCAUGCAGCAAACACAGAAUGGAGUACUAAAUCAACGGGACAUGCUUGCCCUGGUGGAAAUGGGCUUUAACAAUAACAACAACAAUCCUCUAGUGGCGAAUAACAAUCUGGAGAAGCUCUGCUAUGGAUUCCCCAUGGGACAAUUCAUGGAUCCUGCACUCCUCAUGCAUUUCCGACCUAACAACCCGGAAAUGUUCCCGUUGUAUGACUCAGUUCCUCACCACCUACUUGCCUUCCGGAAUGCAAGGCGCAGUGGACCAGCAACUGAGCUUCACGGAUUCCUGGAGCUUUGCUAUGAUGAAUUCAAAAGGUUAGAAAAGGAACGGAAAAAGACUGAAGCAGAUCUUGCACGGAACAAUCCAGGAAAGAAGGUGUCUUCAGCUAACAAUAUCCCGGUCCCACGCCUGCCUAUGAACCCAUCUCGCGUAGACCGACUUAUUGUGGACAUGCUACGGGAACACGCACGUGUCAUUACGCUGGUUGCCAAGAUGGAAAACCUGCGUGGAGACAGGCUGCCAGACAAUAUUGGAGUCAACAUGCAACGCUGGCUGGAUGCCAUCAGGCGCGUGCAGGCUUGUCGGCGAGAAGAGAUCCUCAACUCCGGCAACCGUCGUAGCCACCCACUCUCCCACCUGCGAACUACUGACGAGAAAGACAUGGCAGCCCUGGCCAUCAGUAUCAAGGAGCUGAUCAAGGUGACUCGCAAGGCACGGAAGGGGAUGUACAUCGCUCUCAACAUGACCUUGCCGGGCGAACAAGAAUCAGCUACAAAAACCUCCAAAUAAGCAGUUGCUCACCUACCAAUACAUGUUAAUCGUUUGAUUCCUUUCACUUAAAUAUCUUAUUCACAAAGUAGAUAUAUCUUUGUUAUUGUUUUGUUUUUUUAUAUUAUGAGAUAAAUUUUAUAAAUGUGAUUCGACCCUUGAUCGUGCAAAGAUUUCGAUGGGUAGAUUAGUCUUUGAUAGAUAGUACGAUGUGUAUAGAAUAGAUUAGAUUUUCAUUUUUUGGCAUAGAGCUCAUGACGGGUGCAAGCAAUAAUGUCAGAGCCUCCUACGUACCAGGGUUGUUGUUGAAACUUUUAGUAGAUUUCUCACUUAUAUUUUUGUGACUGAUGCAUUUUCCAAUCGAAGAUAGGUUUUCUAGUUUGUUAUUCUUAAGUAUUUAUUUAUUCUUAUUAACCACAGUAUUUAUUAUUAUUUUAUAUUACUAGGAUCUUAGCGUUUGUAUUCCUUACAAAAUUUUACUUUAAUGUUUUGUUUGUUUAUUGCGGUCAAGCCGGUUUGUAGACAUCGCUAGACUUAACCAUUGCUUUCCAUGCUUUUAUGUAAGUUCUGGGCGUAUAGAAUCUCUGCUGUGUUGUUAUUUAGCGUAUUAGUGGAAUAUUUUGUUAGGCCUAAGUGUGUAGAAACAAAAAGUUUGUUAUUCUAAAUUCAUAUCUAUGGGGUGUGUCUAUGUUGUGCCCCCAAUAUGGAUGUAAUGCUCAACAGUAUAUUGUUCUUUUCGCUGCGACCGCGAGUCAACUCCACUGGCGUUCCAUUUUUACUUAUUUUCAUUUAUUACAUCAGUUAUAGUUUUUAAUACAAUUUUUUAAUGUGUUCCUGAUGAGAGAUGUUGAUUAAUGACAUGCCAGAUCGUAGAUGUGAUUUUUAGUUUCUAUCCAUUGACUGCGUUAUAUUAUAUUUUAUUAUAUACUUAAGCCAUUUUUGUGUCUGGAACACUCGUUUUUAUCACGUUGUAAAUGGAAGCUUGAGCAUGUUUUAUUGACAGGCCCAUCAUUCAACAGUUGAGACAUACAAAUGAGGCAAAUAGAUAAAAAUUAUGAGACACUAUUAUUUGUAUUAAUUCUUACUUUUACAAUCAUUAUAUUGUUAUGAAAAGUGUCAUGUUACAAUCUAACUUUUGUUCAGAAGAAAUCUUACCUAGUUCUGUCCGUUUAUAUGUACAACUCACACAACUUCAUAAUCUUAAGAAAAUAUAUAGAUAUUUUCAUCAGAUUAUUUUUUCAAAAGGUGUUUUAAAGAUCUGUACAUGAAUACUCAUAAUUAUAUAUUAUAAUAAAGUGUUUGUUUAUUUAUGAUUGGUGAAUAAAUGUAACCAAUAUAUAAUACACAAUUUUUAUCAAUCACAAAGUAUUAUUUUUUUAAUUUGUCUUAUUUUUAUGUAAAUUGUUGCUACUGAUUUGGAUGAGAGGAGUGUUACAGAGAUUUGUUAUUGUGUGUUGUAAAAAAAAUAUCACCAGCACAGUGUUUUAGUUUUUCUUUUAAUAUUCGAACAUUAGCAAAGGUUUUUAAAAAUCCUUAAUCAAAUCCUUAAUGUUUUUAAAAAUCUUGACAAUUCAAUGAGUGUUGAACGUUUUGAUGAAACCAAAGUUAUUCGCCUUCUCUAACACAUGCUCUGACUUGACUGAUGGUCGCCAGCUAUAGUUGUGGAAUGGUACCAAACCAAAAUGAAUCCUUUAUAAUAAAACCAAAUGACUGAUGA